Molecule: messenger RNA, 2350 nt
Organism: Tarenaya hassleriana
Lineage: Eukaryota; Viridiplantae; Streptophyta; Magnoliopsida; Brassicales; Cleomaceae
Product: pumilio homolog 11-like
Exons: 5
Coding region: 1-1875 (624 amino acids)
Biological process (GO): post-transcriptional regulation of gene expression
Cellular component (GO): cytoplasm
Molecular function (GO): mRNA binding
Source: RefSeq, a predicted model, not a curated record
AUGGAUUUUGGGGCUUUUCCCGGUGAUUCUAACGUCCGACGAGCUUCAUUUUCGGAUCAUCCUCGUUUUCGUGAUCUGGGUUCUGCAGAUUUUCCUCCGGGUCCUGUUUCCGGUGGUUUUUGCUUGCCCCACGUCCGUACGCCUCCGAUCAUGAACCCCUUUAUGAACGAUCAGUGUCAUCUUCACCAUCUGAAGCUGUACACCAGCGGUCGGAAUCAGAUGGUCGGUGGUGAUCUGGGUUUGUGUGAAGAUCUAAGCGGAAUGAGUCUCUCCAAUGAAUGCAACCGUGUUCUCGCUCGACCCGACCCGUUUUGGCUCGACCCCGAUGUUCUCGGGUCUCGGGUUCACGACGGGUUCUCUGUGUUCGAUCGGGGCAUUCGUCGUGACGAUGAAAUUCCUCGCCGUUACAAUGCGUUUCACAACGUUUCCUCUGGUCGAGAAACUUCUCUGUACACCUCUAAUGGAGUUUCUCUCGGCGGUUACGCUGCUGAUAGUGAUGAUGACAUGUUCAGAUUGCUUCACUCGCGAGAUUUUAAUCCUGAAGGUUUUAACGAGAUCAUCGCUCGAAUUAGGAGAGAUAUUCUCAUGGAACAGAGAAAUGGGUCAUUUCGACAGAGCUUGCCCAACAUGGACACCGGUUCAUGUUUCAGGGUUCCGCAGCUACACUCUCAAGUGAUGAACGAUGUGUACAACAGUCCACCGAUGUUCGGUGGGAAUAAGGUUUUUCAAUCUCUGUCGAGUUCAGCCAUGGAAGAUUGCUCUAGAGAGCUCAAAGCUUCUAGUUUGGAGGAUGGUUUGAUCAUCCAAGGACCCAACAACAGUUUUCCUGCUAACGAGAUGGAAUCAUACUUCAAGGAUGAUCUCUGGAGAAGCGGUGAUGAAUCUGAAAAUCAGGGUUUUCUUCCGAGUCUUGCCUCCAUGAUUGGGUUUUACGGCUCUGUGUACGUAAUGGCGAAAGAUCAGAUCGGUUGCCGGUUCUUGCAGAGGAUGUUUGAUGAAGGAACGUUUCUCGAUGUGACGAUGAUAUUCGGAGAAGUCAUCGAUCAUCUCAUUGAGCUCACCAUUGAUCCGUUUGGGAAUUAUUUCAUUCAGAAGCUACUGGGCGUGUGCACUGAAGAACAAAGAUCACAGAUAGUGAUCAUGAUGAUGUCAAAGCCAGGCCAGCUGAUCAAAGUCUCCCUCAACACUUAUGGGACCCGAGUUGUGCAGAAACUGAUCGAAACCCUAAGAACGAAGAAGCAAAUCGCGCUCGUGACUUCUGCCCUCAAACCGGGUUUUCUUUCUCUGGUUAGAGACCUGAAUGGGAAUCAUGUUAUUCAGCGUUGCUUGCAAUCCCUUGGCCCGGAUGAUAACAAGUUCAUUUUCGAAGCGGCUACAAGGUUCUGUAUCGAGAUUGCAACUCAUCGUCAUGGAUGCUGCGUCCUGCAACGAUGCGUUGCUUUCUCAGCCGGGCCGCAACGCAGUAAGCUUAUUGCCGAGAUCUCGAGAAACUCCCUUGUCCUUUCACAAGAUCCCUUCGGGAACUAUGUAGUGCAGUAUAUAAUAGAGCAGAAGGUGCCGGCGGGUAACGUGCUGUGCCAACUGAGAGAGCAUUACGUGCAGCUAUCGAAGCAGAAGUUCAGCAGUCACGUGGUGGAGAAAUGCCUCAGGCAUUUCCCCGAGAGCCGUUCCCAGAUCGUCCACGAGCUCAUAUCAGUCACUAACUUUGAGCAGCUUCUUCAAGAUCCUUACGCAAACUACGUGAUCCAGUCUGCGCUCGCCGUCACCAAGGGAGCGGUUAAGGCGAGCUUGGUGGAGAAGGUGCAGCCUUACAAAAACCUUAGGACGAGUCCUUAUUGCAAAAGGAUUUUCUCUCGAAGCCUCCCCAAGAAGUAGUCCGAUACUGUCGGCUUUUAACUCGCUUUUGGUGCACGCAAAUGUUGUUGUUUUCCUCCCCAAGAAGUAGUCCGAUACCGAAAGACAAAUCUCUUCCGUCUGUUGUUUGAAGCUUUUUGUAGCAAUCAUCAAGUCACGAACCGAACUUGAUGUCUUAGAUUCGCGUUUGGUCUCUCGCUUGAUCUACUGAUGUUUAGGAUCGUUGUGUUGGUAAAUACACGAAGAUCGCCAAUUCAUGAUUAGGUAUAUACCGAUAAAACCAAACGAGUUCUCUUAAAACAAAAAAAAAAAAAAGUAAAACUGAACCGGACCUGAUUAAAACCUAAUUCUAUAUAAAAUAGAUAUGUUAUAAUGAAGCCAAACCCGGAAUGACCACUCCUAUUAUUCAUGAUGACGAAAACGCACACAGGUUACUCUCAUUUCGCAUUAUUGGGGAAUUAAAAGUACGCUCAACAACUCCAAAAUACAUGAAUUA